Molecule: messenger RNA, 1970 nt
Organism: Phalacrocorax carbo (great cormorant)
Lineage: Eukaryota; Metazoa; Chordata; Aves; Suliformes; Phalacrocoracidae
Source: RefSeq, a predicted model, not a curated record
CUUCACAGAUUGAAUUUGCUCCCCUGUAUACUGGAGGGAAGGAAUAGGAGCAUGUUGGUAUGGAAUGAGGUCUUUGAUCAUAUGAAAAAGUGGAGGAAGCUGCAGAGACUUAGUGCUGGCUGCUCCCGUUGCACGCUUCUGAAUGCUUCUUCACCUCACCAGUCGUGUGUGAACAAUUCAGAUAGGUGUCAGAAUCAGACAAGAGCCAAUCAGUAAACAUGGGAGCACGAGUACCCUGCAGGAGCGGUGCUGGCAGCAGCAGCAGGGAACAGGACGAGGCGGAGAAGGAGCCGUGCCAGGGAAUGAAGGCAUGACCCCCGCUGGUGUGUUAGACCCCAGGAUAAGCUGUCCCAGAACUGACCAAGGCCUUACAGGACAGGAGCUUCACAGGCGAUGUACUGAGCUGAUAAAUCCUACCGGGGGCAAGGAGCAACUCGGUCUCUGCUACAUCACUGAUGUUUAUGGAAAACAAGGAGAGGAGGUCACUCGACCCCUGUGUUUUGGAGGAGCGCUACCAGGCAGAAGGGAAAAGCUCAACCUUUCUGCAGGCACAGCAUGAUAUAAACAAACCUGCCUCUGGACAUGUCAUGGCUUAAAAUAGAUGUUCAUACAUCAGCCUUUCUACAGCAGCGGCGGCAGCAGCAGGAAGACAUGGCCGACUGGAUCUGACUACAACACUCACUUUGAGCAGAGAAAUCACAGCCCUCAUAAAGGACCGUGGGUGGCAGCAGCAGCAGAAGCGACCUCCAGGCCACUCUCCGGCCUUCACGAACCCACAGGUAUGCCUUGUGGGUCUCGGCAGCUCCAAUGGCUUUCCUGUCCAGGUUCUCCAGGAAUGGCACCAGGUCACCGAGCCGGGGCUCACGGGAAGAGCGCAACAACCACCCCAUCCUCAGCGUCUUUGAGCUUGAAAGGUUGCUGUACACGGGAAAGACGGCCUGUAAUCAUGCUGAUGAGGUCUGGCCGGGACUCUACCUGGGCGAUCAAGAUAUAGCGGCCAACCGGCGUGAGCUGGCCCACCUGCGCAUCACCCACAUCCUCAACGCCUCACACAGCAAGUGGAGGGGGGGUGCUGAGUACUACGAGGGCACGGGCAUCCGCUACCUGGGCAUCGAGGCCCAUGACUCACCUUCCUUCGACAUGAGCCCCUACUUUUACCCUGCAGCUGACUUCAUCCACCAAGCGCUGAAUGAAGGAAGGAUCCUUGUGCACUGUGCUGUCGGGGUGAGCAGGUCGGCCACUUUGGUCCUCGCCUACCUCAUGAUCCGCCACCACAUGCCCCUUGUAGAAGCCAUAAAGACAGUCAAGGACCACCGUGGUAUCAUCCCCAACCGGGGUUUCUUGCGCCAGCUGGUUGCCCUGGACAAUUCCCUGAGGCUGAAGAGGAGUGCGUGAAGGAGGACGAGAGGGGUUGUGCGGUGGGAGCGUUGUGUGUGCGAUGCUCACCUGACCCCGAUGCCCGCUGAGUGGCAGAGGUAGGGCUUUCCUCACGGUGCAGACGCUUGGCAGCUAACGGGUUACAUGCAACUGGCCCCUGGGCCUCCCCCUCCGCUAAGGGGGUCCCCAGACAUGCGAGCUAUUCCUAGUGGUAAAGCAUAGGCCCUCAACCUGCAAUCUUGCCACCUAGGUAGGCCUAGUGUAUAGCCUCCUUCCCAGCCUGCUCGCUCCAAGAUGUCUCUGGAGGGACUCAGCCCCACGUUUCAGGUUACUCUAUCCCUGUUGGCUCCCAGAAGCCUUCAAGGCUCCGUUCUCCCAUGCGGCAGAUGCAUUUGCCAAGCCAGUCCUGUCCCUCCCUCCUCCUCCUGUCCUCUGUGUGUUCUGUGUCCUGUUUCCCAUUCGUUUUUGGUCUGUGUAGCAAUGUGAAUUAGGUCUGGUGUGUGGGCUCAGGCAAACAGGCCUUUUGUCGUAGUGUUUGGAUGUCCUCAUGCCUAGUGUUAACCUGUGAAAAUAAAAACAGUGCUAAGGAAAAA